UGUUUAUGUUUAUGUUUGUGUUAUUUUUAUGUUUGUGUUUAUUAUAUUUGUGUUUUGUUUGUGUUUGUGUUUAUUGCUAUUUUUGUGUUUUAUGUUUUAUGUCUGUGUUUUUUGUUUUGUGUUUGUGUUUAUGUUUGUGUUUGUGUUUUAUAAAAUGAUUGUUUUGUGUUUUAAAAAAAGUUUGUUGUGUUUAUUUUGUGUU
Molecule: messenger RNA, 202 nt
Organism: Meloidogyne enterolobii
Lineage: Eukaryota; Metazoa; Nematoda; Chromadorea; Rhabditida; Meloidogynidae
Source: the annotation of a GenBank genome assembly